Molecule: messenger RNA, 1017 nt
Organism: Arthroderma uncinatum
Lineage: Eukaryota; Fungi; Ascomycota; Eurotiomycetes; Onygenales; Arthrodermataceae
Exons: 3
Coding region: 1-1017 (338 amino acids)
Cellular component (GO): mitochondrion
Molecular function (GO): hydrolase activity, acting on acid anhydrides, in phosphorus-containing anhydrides
Source: RefSeq, a predicted model, not a curated record
AUGAUAGCAAGAAGCCAGCCAUCGAUUAUAAAAUACCACGUCCAAGUUCAAGGCAAUGUCAUACUUAUAUCGCCGCAGGAUGAAGUUCUGCUUCUCCAUCGAGUAAAAACAUCCUCCUCGUUCCCAUCGGCACACGUAUUCCCGGGCGGAAAUAUAUCUUCUCAGGAUGGCGAUUUCCCUCCAGCAGGUCACCCAGACAGCCACGAUGAUGGAAUUCACUAUAGACGGGCUGCGAUCCGCGAAACGUUCGAGGAGAGCGGUAUUCUACUUGCCAAAAAUAAGGCUACUGGGCGCAUGGUGAAACUUAGCCCGACGGAGAGAGAGGAAGGUCGACAUGCCAUACAUAGGAACGAAGUUACGUUUGAGAAAUGGCUAAAGGGCAUAGAUGCCAAUGCUGAGCCGGAUACUGAAUCCCUUAUACCCUUUUCGCAUUGGGUAACGCCUUCCAUCAACGCCCGCCGUUUCACGACGCAGAUGUAUCUAUAUUUUCUCCCUCCUGCAAAUGGCACUAGUGCUGUCGAUAUUGCGGGCCAGGAAGCGGACAGCGAAGAAGUCCAAGUACCUACCUCGGAUGGCGGAGUAGAGGUUACAGAAGCGCAAUUCCUGUCAGCUACAGAAUGGCUACGACGUACAAAGGCAGACGAAGUAAUCAUGUUCCCUCCCCAAGUACUACUGCUCAGCUUCGUUGCACAGUUUCUCGAACGGCCGGGUGAAAAGGUGCCGAUAUCAGCUGAAGAGUCGACGCGCCGACGGGAAGAACUGAUCAAGUUCGUUCACUCUGGUAAACCAGCAUGGACUCAUAAGUUUAUCUCGCCGCGGCCACUGGGCAGCAUGCCUGAUGGCAGGCUGAUUAUGGAUUUGAAUUACCCAGGCAAAGAACUGGAGGAGACCGAGAAACGAGGUGAUCCUGACAGAGUUAUACUCGUGACCUUUAAGAAAGAAGGGCCGAGAGGAGUAGAGGUCCGCUGGAUAAGUGAGGUUGAAGCUCAUUUAAAGGAGCAAAAGAGCUCGAUGUGA